Molecule: messenger RNA, 3031 nt
Organism: Myotis lucifugus (little brown bat)
Lineage: Eukaryota; Metazoa; Chordata; Mammalia; Chiroptera; Vespertilionidae
Product: collagen alpha-1(XXVII) chain-like
Exons: 15
Coding region: 87-1271 (394 amino acids)
Molecular function (GO): extracellular matrix structural constituent
Source: RefSeq, a predicted model, not a curated record
UUGUCGCUGGGCCAGAUGGGCUUCCAGGCAGGGAUGGUCGACCGGGACAGCAGGGGGAGCAAGGAGCUGAUGGGACUCCUGGCCCCAUGGGUCCUGCUGGGAAGAGAGGAAACCCAGGUGUGGCCGGCUUGCCUGGAGCACAGGGACCCCCAGGAUUCAAGGGUGAAAGCGGACUACCUGGGCAGCUGGGUCCCCCCGGAAAGCGGGGGACAGAGGGCGGAACAGGUCUUCCUGGGAACCAGGGGGAGCCUGGAUCCAAAGGCCAGCCGGGUGACUCUGGCCAGAUGGGCUUCCCAGGAAUGGCUGGCCUCUUCGGACCCAAGGGCCCCCCUGGAGACAUCGGCUUCAAAGGCAUCCAGGGGCCUCGGGGGCCUCCUGGCUUGAUGGGAAAAGAAGGCAUCAUCGGGCCCCUUGGGAUCUUGGGACCUUCAGGACGCCCGGGUCCGAAGGGCGACAAAGGCAGCCAAGGGAACAUGGGAUUGCAAGGUCCGAGGGGUCCUCCCGGCCCCAGAGGGCGACCAGGCCCACCGGGUCCUCCAGGGAGACCUAUCCACUUUCAACAAGAUGACCUUGGGGCAGCUUUCCAGACGUGGAUGGACACUCACGGAGCACUGAGAGCAGAGCAGGUUUCCAGCCAUCCGGACCGGCUGGUGCUGGACCAGGGAGGGGAGAUCUUUAAAACCUUACACUACCUCAGCCACCUCAUCCAGAGCAUUAAGACGCCCCUGGGCACCAAAGAGAACCCCGCCCGGGUCUGCCGGGACCUCAUGGACUGCGAGCAGAAGAUGGCAGAUGGCACCUACUGGGUGGAUCCGAACCUUGGCUGCUCGUCCGACACCAUCGAAGUCUCCUGCAACUUCACGCAUGGUGGACAGACGUGUCUCAAGCCCAUCACAGCCUCCAAGGUCGAGUUUGCCGUCAGCCGGGUCCAGAUGAAUUUUCUGCACCUGCUAAGCUCUGAGGUGACACAGCAUAUCACCAUCCACUGCCUGAACAUGACCGUGUGGCAGGAGGGCCCCGGGCAGGCCCCAGCCAAGCGGGCAGUUCGCUUCCGGGCCUGGAACGGGCAGAUCUUCGAAGCUGGGGGUCAGUUCAGGCCUGAAGUGUCCAUGGAUGGCUGCAAGGUCCAGGAUGGCCGCUGGCAGCAGACGCUCUUCACCUUCCGGACCCAGGACCCCCAGCAGCUGCCCAUUGUCAGUGUGGACAACCUCCCUCCUGCCUCAUCAGGGAAGCAGUACCGCCUGGAAGUUGGACCUGCGUGCUUCCUCUGACCUCUGACCUCCUGGCUCCUCUAGGCCUGGAGGCGAGGGAAGAGGAGUAGGAGGAGGCAAAGGGAGGGUACUUAGGGGCAGGUGGGCCCAGGAGAGGCAGGUCCCCUGCCCGAGGGCCCUAGGGCGGGCCCCAGAUGUUGUCUGCCCAGUAGAAGGGGCUGGGGGGUAACAGGGAGUGGGGUGACCCCAGCACAGCUCCAAAGACCAACCAAAGAGCCAGCCUGAGCCAACUGGGCCUGUCUCCCAGCUCCGCGGCCACCCCUCCCUCCCCAGCUUCCUGCCCAAGCAAGAGCCCCACGUUCCAGCCAGCUUGAGGGAAGGGGGCAGCUGGUCCCCGCCAGGGAGCUUCGAUGUGCAAUAUUAGAGAGGAGACAUGAAAAAAGGAGAAAAGGAAAGAAAGAACUAUAUAUAUUUUAUUUAAACAAACACACAGGAGGUGCGUUACUCUUCUUUUCACCUGGGAAAGAGGUGAGAGGGUGAGAGAGAGCAGCCGGGGGUGGGAAGCAAAGGAAGCCGAGGGAGAGGAGACCCUCCCCUCGGGGCUGGGGGCGCCCACGUCUGCUACCUCCCACUGUGGAAUCGCUGGUGCUCGCAAUCGUCUCUUAGUGUAUGUGAUUUUUUUUUUUACGAAAAAAACAAACAAACCCCUAUUUAAGAUUCUGAAGGUGCUACCAUUUUUGCCACAGACUCUGAAGAAACGUUUUGAUGUGGGCUCUCCUCCACAUUUUUCUCUCUCCUCCAAAGGACAAAGUUCGGGGAACUUUUAAAUUCUCCUAGCAUCACCCAGGUGCUCAUCCGUAAUCUGCUAAGGAGGGGGGAAGAAGAAAGGAGAAGGGAAAAAAGCAAAAGGAAAACACACACACACACACACACACACACACACACACACACCCCUGCCAGAAACAGAAGUAGUGAGAUUUGCCUUUUAACUUACAGACUUUGAUACGUUUGUCCUCUAAAGCAGGGGAGGCCUGAGCAUGAAGGAUUCUGACCUAACCCUUCAUGGUCCCAGAGGGGAGUUGGGCCAAGGAUGCACUCGGAGGAUGCGAUGUCGACGGGAGGGUCCUGGGAGAAGCCUUGACCUUGAAGAAACGGUUACAGGAGCAACGGUGGGUAGGCUGGCCUUGGAGGUGGAAGAGAAACGUGGAACCAUCUCCCGAAGCCACAUACCACCCACUAAGAUCCUCCCUCCCAGGAGCCUGUCCCCUCAAGACGCAGCCAUCACUCUUGCUUUUUUAGUCAUUAAAUCCCAUAGGAACACAGCGUCAGUAGCUCCCCGUGCACACGUGGGCCGAGGAGAAGGAAUACCUACGGGAACCUUGGGGUGCGGCAUGAUAGGGAUAUUCAGUGCCACCUGAAUCGCCUACAUCCGCGAACCAGCCAGCGCCCGGGGCGGAUCCUGAGGUUAUUUUAACAGGAAUUAUUUUUAUAGAAGGGGAAAUUUUAUGUGAAAGUCUAUUUGUCUUUCUCUCAAGUUGUGUCUCUUGGGGAAUUGGAUUUGAUUUGCAUUAUUUAAUACCUCACUCUAGCCCACCCUCCCCACUGGUCCCGUCCCACCUGCAUCCCUGCCCCCGGCCCCGCCCGGAGGCCUCCCGUGGAAGGGCAUUCCGCAGCCGCCGGGCCUCGCUCAGCUCCGUUCCCCACGCUGCCAGUCUCGACCUGGCCCCCGUCUCGUCCUUGGGUUUUUCUGCUGUCCCCCUUUAUGUCUCUGUCCACAUGUCAGUGUUAAAACCCCCGUGGGUCCCGUCUCUCCUUUUCCC